CAUGUUAGCUUGAGCCAGGCUGCUUAAUCACCAGAGUCUUAAAGCCUGUAUUACAGUAGCUCACCGCCAAAUGGUGCAACGCUGGGCUAAAAGUCCUCAGCAGCUCUCCACCUGACCACAGACUGACUCCACCUCUGUGUUUACCUCGGCUGCCAUUUUACGGAAGAGAGCAGAGGUAAUCAGACACCUGUGGUGCCGGCCUCUGCAGGUACCCUCCCAUGAAGGGAGGAACCUGAAGGGAGGCGUCCCCAGACUGGGUAGACCAGUGAGACACAUUUUUUUCCAACCUGAGGAGUGUUUUUUUCUCACACAACAGCACACAGGGCUUUCCUGUAAACUGGGAACUACGAGUACAAUUCAGUCAAGAACCCCAGGCUGUUUUUAAAGACUCCACAACUUUAUGGAUAAUACCGGACAGCGUGUUGAGAAAGCUUUUGUGGAAGGCAGGUGAACUCUGCUCUCUUGCUCUCCCAGGGAGAUUACAGCAGGACGUGCUUCCAGCCACUGAACAGCUUGGCUUCACUUGCAGCGUCAUGGGAAUCUUGCUCACAUAGAGGAGGCUGAACUGUGCUGCUGACAACAUGCAGUGAGUCGUAGACUUUGUGUGAUAUUAUGAAAGUCUGCUACGGUACGUGGAACCUGUUUGCGUGCCACUAAAGAGGAAUACAGGAUAGUGGGGUUGUAAUUGGCGCCCUUCUGGAGAAAGUAAGAGGAGCUGGGGAGAUUUUUUCCUUACAAAGGCCUUUUGUUCCCAGUAGAGGUGGAAUAGGAGCAGCUUGGUUAACUGGAGUUAGGGACAUUUGUGACAUUUUUAAUGGACACUUUGCCAGACCUGUUACUUUUAAUUUGCCUUUCUUUGCUCUCAGUUGAUGUGACUCUUUGAGCCAAAAUGGACAGUAGUAACUCUGAUAGACUGGGGAACCAGCCCCCUAGUUCCCUCAUGAAUGUCUUCAGCAGUUUCUUCGGCCGAGAUAGACCUGCUCCUUCAGACUCGGCCGUGCUGAUGUCUUACAAGGAGCUGCCGGAUGAGGAGAGUCCUGUUCCUGAAGGCGGCCAAACUAUUAACAGUGAGUUAGAGACUGCUUCCUGUGAUACAGGGCAGAAUGUGGAAUCAUUGGAAACCUGCAAGGAGUCUGGGGAUGAAGUUAAAACAACUUCUGGAGCAUCGCUUGACUUGGAUCUGGUCCAGGUCACGCGGGUUGAAACGUACAGUGACAAUGAGGAUGAGGAGGCGGCCCACAGCAGCACCAGGACCAAGGAGCCUGAGGAGGAUAGUAACACAGCAGAGCAUGGCGGCAGAGAUGAGCCAAAAGAUAACCGCGAGGCAGAAGUGGAGUACUCAGUGCCUGUGUUUAGAACACACAGAUUUACGGAGCGAUCCCGCAUAGAAGAGAUUCUGUAUUCAGACAGGUUUGUUAACAGAAAUGUCUCCAGGAAAAGUCUGGUCUCUUCAGUCUCCAAACCAGCAGAUGGAUGUAGUCCCGAAGAGAGCGCCACCAACGUGUCUUUGCAUGUAGAAGCAUCUGGUGCUGAAGAGAAGAAUAGUAACAAAGUGGGAACAGAUGAGGAUGAGGAGUUUGCUGCUAUAGAUUGUUCUCUGCCUGUUCCUGCCAUCAUCUCUGGACAUGGUGUUUUGGAGGCCUCGGAUCGUAACGCUGCCACUCCUGCUCCUUUAAAGGAGAACGUAAAUGGUGCACAGAAGGAGGAGACACAUGAGCGAAGAGCUGAAACUGAGGAGGGGACUGAGGAACCUCCUUCCAGCCUUAAUGCUGAUCAAGAAGAUCUUAAUCCUGCCUCAGGCGCUCCUUUAAAGGAGGAUGUAGAUUGUACACUGAAGGAGGAGGCACAUAAGCAAAGGGCUGAGAAGGGGAUUGAGGAACCUCCAUCCAGCCAGGUGUCCUCUGUUCUCUCCACACCCAAGACUCGUGAAGAUUCAGUCCCAUCAUCCUCCAGUCCGGACGAACACUCAGAUUCUGCUGGUAAGAAAACGGAAAAGGCACCCUCUGCUCCUGAAGAGGCCCCAAGUGAUGUCCAACCUAGUGCCAGUCCUGCCUUGCAGAACACACCUGCUGCAAAAACGCCAGAAAAAACACCUCCAGCUUCAUCACUUUCACCCUCCACCUCGUCCCCAUCCAGGGGCAUGGCGCUCUCUUCGCCCCCUUCCUUCCAGAUGCCAGCUCUCUUCAGUGGGUUGCGUGUGCUGAAGAAAGGAGCGGUGGGGGGCGACAGGGAGACGGUGUCAGAGAUAAAGCAGAGUGAGAAGGAUGCUGAUCUGGCCCUGCUGAGCCUGAAGAAGACGGUAAACAAAGCCAAGCUCUUCCCCGAGCAGAAAACACCCUCUCCGACCAAAAAACACACAGAGCCUAAACCUGUUGGGGACACUAAAAGCUCUGUAAUGGGACACCUCAGUCAGCUGCUCAACCUGGAAAACAACGACGAGACCAAAAAGACGGAUGUCGAGCAGGAUGCUGAUCCUAAACACGCCAGAGAAGAGUCUGAGACCGGAGAAGUGGUUGCAGGAGAGAAGAUUCCCAGCACUGACACCCCCACAUCUUCACCAGAGAAAAAGAAAACCUCAGACCUGGCCUACGAAACCUUCAGGAACAUAUUUGGCCCCAAAACUGUCAAAAAUGAAAAAACUGAUGAAGUAGAUCUGGAUGCAGUGAAAAAGAAAAUCAAGAACGACAAGGAAAGUCUGAGGUCUAUUUUUGAGAGAGCCGCCAAAUCCCCCAUCAAGGAACCCAACAGUCCCAAAGAGGCUAAUACGGAGCUCACAUCCCCGACAGACAGUGAGGACCGGACCCCAGGGCGCCUGCAGGCUGUGUGGCCCCCACUCAAACCCGAUGAGGAGGAGAAGGUGGGGCUCAAAUACACUGAAGCAGAGCACCAGGCCGCCCUCCUGCAGCUGAAGAGACAGUGCAAGGAAGAUCUGGAGAGGAUGCAUUCCGACUUUGAGCUUCAAAUCUUCCAACUGCGAGGUGAGCAUGCUGUCUCAAUAUCACACCUGGAGGGACUUGUUGCUAAGAUGCAAAGAGACAAGGGAUACACAGGUCAGGAGCGGGGAGAAGUCCGCCACAUUGGCGUGUCCACUUCUGAUGACCUGACACUUAAGACCUGGCGCACCGUGAGCAUCCAGACGGACCGGGAGACCUUCAUCAAGAGCCCUGAGGGGGCCGGUGGCGGACUCGCUCAAAGCCCAAACCAGAAUGUGCCGAAAAAACUCAACUUUGACUCUAUCGGACUAAAUCUCAAGGGUGAAACGGCACCAGGACCUUCUGGACCACCCCCACCCCCGCCACCUCCUCCCCCUCUUCCACCAGGCUUUUCAGGAGGCCCACCUCCUCCUCCUCCCCCACCUCCUCCUCCUCCCCCCCCUUUGCCAGGCAGCACUGGAGCCCCACCACCACCACCCCCACCACCUCCGCUCCCUGGAGGUGGUCCGCCGCCCCCACCGCCUCCUCCUCCUCCUCCUCCUCCCGGCCUACCUGGAGCUGGUCCACCUCCUCCUCCUCCUCCUCCAGGCGGCGGCCCACCACCUCCUCCACCUUUUGGGGGCUUUGGUAUCAGCCAGAGGGUGAACAAGGCCCCACGUAAAGGUGCCAUUGAGCCAGCCUGUCCUAUGAAGCCCCUGUACUGGACCAGGAUACAGAUAGAGGACAACAACAACAACACACUCUGGGGGGCUCUGAAGGAACCAGACAUCGUCAACACCAAUGAAUUCGAGGAUCUUUUCUCCAAGGCCACCCUGCAGGCGAAGAAGAAGCCCCUGUCAGACACCUACGAGAAGAAAGCCAAAACUAAGAAGAUUAUCAAGCUGCUGGAUGGGAAGCGCUCACAAGCAGUUGGCAUCCUCAUAUCCAGCCUGCACCUGGAGAUGAAGGACAUUCAGCAAGCUGUUCUCACUGUGGACAACUCUGUGGUGGAUUUGGAGACCAUUGAAGCUUUAUAUGAAAAUAGGGCCACCACUGAUGAGAUGGCCAUGAUAACGAGACAUUAUGAGAAUUCCAAAGAAGAUGAAGUCAAACUGCUGGACAAACCUGAACAGUUUCUCUAUGAGCUCUCCCAGAUUCCGGACUUUGCAGGCCGAGCUCACUGCAUCAUCUUCCAGUCGGUGUUCCUCGACACCAUCUCCUCCAUCCGUCGCAAGGUGGAGGUCAUCUCACAUGUCAGCAAAGAGCUGUUGGAGUGUAACAGCUUGCGGGAAGUACUGGCUCUUGUUCUGGCCUUUGGGAACUAUAUGAACGGAGGGAACCGGACUAGAGGUCAGGCUGAUGGCUUUGGAUUGGAGAUCCUCCCAAAACUAAAGGAUGUCAAGAGCAGGGAUAAUCGUAUCAACCUGGUGGAUUAUGUUGUGUUAUACUACCUGAAGAAUUUUGACAAGCACGCCGGCACAGACAAGAGUGUGUUCCCCAUGCCGGAGCCUCAGGAGUUCUUACAGGCGUCUCAGGUGAAGUUUGAAGACCUCACCAAGGACAUCAGGAAGCUGAAGAGAGAUCUGACCGCUUGUGAGAAGAACGUGCAGAAGGUGUGCACAAACUCGUCAGAGGAACACCUCCAACCUUUCAAGGAGAAGAUGGAAGGAUUUAUCUCGGCUGCUCAAAAAGAUCAUUCAGCUGAAGAGGAUCGACUCAAUGCAGCACAGAAAAGUUUCCAGGACAUGCUGAGCUACUUUGGGGUCAAGCCAAAGUCCGGGGACAAAGAAGUGGCCCCAAGUUUCGUUUUCAUGCUCUGGUACGAGUUUUGCAACGACUUCAAGAACACUUGGAUACGGCAAAACAAGAACAUCUCCAAGGAGAGGUUGAAGGAAGCUCAAGAAAACAUCAAGAAGAUCACAGCGGAGAAGAGAGUUGAAACCAAGAAGAUCAAUGCCAACAGCCUGAAAGAGAGGCUGCGGCAGAAGGAAGCCAACGUGUCUUCCAGCUGAGCUACACAGCAGAAGAAGAAACGAGGAGUGGCUGGAGUGGAUCAGAAAGUUACCACCUGCCUCAGCAGACUGCCCUCUGCGACCUUUACAGACUCACAAUAAAACCUCGUCGGACUCUUACUACUCCCACUGCCGUACCUCUGCCCUGCUAACACCCACACAUACCCACCACCGCCCUCACAUCUGUCUGUCCUCUGUGCGGACAGAAGCUGGGCCUGUAGCGAGGAUACACGGCUGACACAGCCGAAAUGAUGAGAGUCUGAAAGGCCAAAGGUUGAUCUCAUUCAUCCAGCAGGGCGCGACCUCUGAGUGCCCAGCUUGUGAAAGGUCUCAAGGGGUCAGCGGGAUUCCCAACAGCUGACACAUCCAAGAGGUUCCUUGUGAGAAACAAUUUCUUUCUGAUGUGUAGAUGUAAGACGCUCCUACAUAUACAAAGUGUUAAAGUUGCUGUUAUGAAGACGAAAAACCCCUUAUCUGUCGCUCUGGAAGCGGUUAAAAAAUUUUUUAAAAGGGUAGCGAAUAGCUUUUCAUUCACCAUGGCUCAUUAAAAGUCUUGUAAAUAUGUCAUGUUGUAGAAUCGGCAGGGACCGUGCAGUGUUGCGGAGUAUGAUAAAUGAUCUGCAGCAGGCGUCACGUGCAGAUUAAGAUGUAAAAAUGUGUGUGCAUGGGAAUCAGUUGCCUGGAGGUUUCACUGUAUUGUGUAGCACACUGCACCAGACCGACCUCUUCUGGGUGACGGCCAGAGAAGAGCAGACCCUGGCAGCGAGCCUCGCCCCCUCCCUCACAAAAACGUGUACUUAAAAACAAGUUUUGGCUGUGCACCCAUUCACAUAAGAUAUUAAAUCCACAUUGUACAAAACCCUCCAUUGCGUGCUCUGCGUGCACACUUUUGAAGCACUUUACUGCUUGCAGUAGCUGUAUGUCGUAGCUCGCUAUAAGCCACACUCCCCUGUUAAUGCUAACUGCGUGCAUUUUUUUCAGAUUGUCUUGCACUUUUUUGCACCUCUUUUCCUAUGCAAGUGUAUGGUUUAAUUGUUAGAAGAUUUAUGAAUUGUAUUGCUUCAUUAUGAAAUCCUAUUAGAAUUUUUUUAAAGAUGUUUUAAGAUGUAACCAAACUCCUGUGUCAUUCUAGAAAAGUCUAUUUAUGUAAGGAAAGAUUUAUUUUCUGCCAAAAAGCAUCAGCUUUGUUCUUGGGCUGUAUUUUUAUGAGUUGUAACUGACUGAGAAGCUGCCUGAUGGGUCAGAUGAAAGAUAUAUUUUCACAUGGAUAUUAUGUGUGUACUUAUUUACAGUGAAGAUAUGAAGGAGUUUGCAUAGAAUGGAGAUAGCCUUUUUUGUUUGGGGAGAAGAGGGUUGUAUUUUUGGGUAUUGACAACAUUUAUGAAGCAUAUCACCUGAAGCCAUGUGAGCUGAUACCUCAGACAGACUUCCAUUAUCAGAAUAUCCAUAAAACUGCACCUUGAAUUACUUUUUUACCCUCCAAAGUCCUUCACGUGUGCCAUUUAUUUUAUAAAAACAAACCUAGAUAUUUCAUAUACUGCUAUGUUUUAAUUUUGAGGGUUUGAAAAGCAAAAAAAAGAGCUGACCAACGAACUGCUGUAGCCUCUACUGUAUGUAUGUCAGGUUCAUGUAACCUUCAGUAGCUCUCAUAUAGGUGCUCUGUGAUUUUAUGGAAUUGUUUUAAAUUUCAAGAAUAAACUACUGGAUGCCGAACAAAACUGGUCCAAUA
Centropristis striata (black sea bass) is the source of this 6653-nucleotide messenger RNA. Its product is annotated as formin-like. Lineage: Eukaryota; Metazoa; Chordata; Actinopteri; Perciformes; Serranidae. Gene Ontology annotation, biological process: actin nucleation. Gene Ontology annotation, molecular function: microtubule binding. The record is from RefSeq and is a predicted model, not a curated record. Bases 890 to 4924 code for a protein of 1344 amino acids. The transcript is spliced from 17 exons. Gene Ontology annotation, cellular component: nucleus; cytoplasm; endoplasmic reticulum membrane.